UCUUCGAGGAAACUUCCCAGAAGCUGCGAGGGUUGACUUCUGUAGCUUGUUAGGCUCCCCUCCCUCAGUCAUACAAGAUUGUUAGCUUCAUUUCUCUCCUCCACCUCUUCCUCCGCCGCGCCUUUGACAGUGAGCGCCAAGCAGCACCAAUCCAGGAAAUUCAGCAAAGCUGAGGAAGAGAGAACUAGAGCGGAGAGGAACAGGCGGAACAGAACGCUCUGUUAUCAAGAUGUGAAGUAGUUUGCUCGCAGGACGACUCCAUAACUCCAGCCGCCAUGGGCUUAUCUGCUGCCAUUUGGGCUAUCAGUGGCUUCAAUGAUAGGCUCCCCUCCUUCAGUUCCAUCCAAGAUCGUUAGGUUCAUUUCUCUCCUCCUGCUGCUGCGCAUUUGACAGCGAGCGCUUGUUUACGGCAAGCAGCACCGAUCCAGGAUCUGCCUACCACAAAUGAGCCUAUCUGCCAUUGGGAUCGUUGGUGCCAUCAAUGAAUGUGUCACUUUGUUUCAGUGGGCCAAAUCUGCCAUCACAUCUCUGCACUCCCGAUGGAGUGGCUCACAAAAACAACGUCUUCAUGAUCAUGUCUUGCAACUAGAGAGUGGCCUACAGCAAAUAAGGGAUACUCUUCCUGCAAUGUACGACCUCAUUAACAAAGCAGAGUGGAGAAGCCAUGAACACUGUGUGGCCAAGCUCCUUCCAAGUCUUAAGGGUGCUGUGUAUGAGGCCGAAGACCUUCUUGAUGAGUUCACAUGGUACGAGAAGAAGGUGCAAGUGGAGGGCAAUGCAAGCCAAUCUCCCUUCAUUGACUUCUUUCAUACCGUCAUCAAAGGCAGCUUCGACAAAGUUAAUGAUGUCCAAUCGAGGUUGGACCAUCAUUCAAGUAUGCUGGAUAAUUUGGGGCUUCAUGGAAUUGCACAACGCUUUGACAAAUUAGUCAGGCCAGAGACCACAUCUUUACCAAAUGAAACAAAAAUAUUUGGUCGUGCCAAGGAGCUGAAGCAGGUAUUGGGAUUACUCGGUGUACCUACAGGCCCAAAACGUAAGAGAGCAACUAGUUCAAUUGAUGCAUCAACACGCACAUCAACAAAAUCAAAAAUAUCGAGUCUUCCUGUUUUGGUGAUAGCUGGAAUUGGUGGUGUUGGAAAGACCACUUUGGCACAACAUGUCUGCAGCCAUCCACGAGUGAGGUCCCACUUUGAUCUGAUAAUUUGGAUUUGUGUCUCGGAUGACUUUGAUGUGAAGAGACUAACUAAAGAGGUCAUACAAUCAUGCACUAAAAAGGAGGGGGCAAAUGAUAAUUUGGAUUCUCUUCAACAUGCUCUCUCUAACCAUGUGAACAAUAAAAGGCUAUUGAUAGUCCUUGAUGACAUGUGGGAUGACUCCUUGAAGGAAAAUGGGCAGUGUUGGAAGAGGUUUUGUGCACCUUUUAGAACUGUCCUGGAGGGAAGUAUGAUGUUGGUCACCACUAGAUGUCCAAAUGUUACUGAGGGGGUGCGCACAAUGGAGCAUGUUAUAGUUGAAGGUCUGAAGGAUGACUUAUUUUGGAAUUUCUUCAAAUUGUGUGCUUUUGGAUCUGAGAGUUCUGACAAUGAUCCCGAGCUAGAGCGUAUUGGCCAAAGAAUACUUCCUAAAUUGAAGGGUUCUCCUUUGGCAGCCAAAACACUAGGACGAAUGUUGAGGAUGGACCUUCAAGCAUCUCAUUGGAAUUCUAUAGUUGAGAGUGAACUAUGGGAGUUGAAACAAAAGGAAACCGAUAUUUUGCCUGCCCUUCGGUUGAGCUACAUGUAUUUACCAUUCUAUUUGAAACAAUGCUUUGCAUUCUGUGCCGUGUAUCCCAAAGAUUACAAAUUUGAGAAGGCAUGCUUAGCUGAAAUUUGGGUAGCAGAAGGCUUUGUGGAGCCUCAGGCUGGUGUUCCCAUUCAAGAUAUUUGCUGUCAGUAUUUUGAAGACCUUGUGGCGCGGUCCUUCUUUCAAAAGGUUAAUGGUUGGUAUGUAAUCCAUGACUUGCUGCAUGACAUGGCACAAAAAGUUUCAGAGCACGACUGCUUCAUCUUACGGAAUAAGAGUGACUUUGAUAAAGUUCCCGAGAAUGUUCGCCAUCUAUACAUACUCCCUUGCAGUGAAUUUGAUGAUUCCAACUUGUUGAGACUAUGCAAGUACACGAAGCUGCGCACCCUAAUUUGCAAGAUUAAUUUGGGGAAAAGAACAUGCUUUGUAAUGGACCACUGGUGUACUAAACUUACACGUAUGCGUGUGAUGUCUUGUGCCUUCACAAAUGAAUUACCAGAGAGUAUCGGUAAUUGGAAGCAUCUUCGGUACAUUGAAAUCUCCGGAACUUGUACUUUGAAGAGGAUUCCUUCAACUUUUUGUUGGCUAUAUAAUAUGCAGAUUUUAUAUGCCAAGAAAUGCAAGCUACAAAGCGUACACACUGGCUUUGAUAAGUUGACCAGUUUACAGAAAUUUGAAUUAAAUGGACUAACUAUUGAUUCAGCCAACAAUGAUAUAGAAGUACUUGAAGGUCUGCAACCUCCUACCAGCCUCAAGCGUCUCUAUGUCAGGAAAUAUGGCGGUGUCUCGCUCCCAAGCUGGUUUCAACCACAAAACUUGCCAAGCUUACAAUCUCUUGAUUUUAAAGGUUGCGUUGGACUGAAGAGCAUAAACUUAAAAGAGAUUGGUACUUUCUUGUCCUUGACAACCAUAAGCAUUGAUAACUGUGAAAAUUUAUCAAGCCUAGAAGAUUUUCUGCAACCAAGUUAUGUACCUGGCAUCAAGAAAAUAGAAAUUGAAGAUUGCAAGAUGUUAGCAUCUGUACCAACUGAGAUUUUUGGGGGUUUUCAUUUCCUUGAAGAAUUGUGGAUAUCUGAUUGUCCAAACAUGCGCCUCCGAAGAUUGGUUUCGCCGUCCCUCAAAAAGCUCUUUUUGUGUCGUUCUAGUAUUUUUUGCAAUAUUGACUGCUGCUCCCUCACCUCCUUUCGUUGUCAAUGCGAGUUUGCCACGUCCAUACAACUACAAACGUGGAGUCUUCCGGCUUUAAAGACGUUGCAAAUUUGGUGCAAAUCUCUUACAUCUAUUGGAGGCUCCCCUAGUCUUUCCAUUUCUGGCAACAUCAGAGCACUCUCGUCCCUUACUGUCCUAGGAGUUACGUGGUGUGAGAAAUUGUCGACCCUUGAUGGCAUCCUAACACAAGAAUACCUACCUGCUAUUGAGAGAAUUAACGUUGGAUAUUGUAACGAGUUACUGUCCCUGCCAGUUGAAAGGUUUGUGAGUUUCCCUUACCUGAAGCAUCUGGAUAUUACUGACUGCCCAAGUCUCAACUGGCAAAGGGGGCUGGUAUUGCCGUCAUAUCUGAAGGUGCAGAUAUCUCAGUGUCCAAAGUUAGAGGAAGUGGAUGAGAUAAAUGGAAGAACGGCCUAAGGAACGCAUAACUGCAUUACUUGAAGUUGGAAGACCUGAGAACAAGAAGAUAUCAUGCCAUUGUCUCGCUGUCUUUAUCUGUCUCUCGGUGCUGGCUCCGUGGUUGUUUCUCCUUUUUUUUACAGUUUUAUUCCAUCAAUCAUUUCCCAUAUUUGUUCUGAUAACUAUAUAUAUUGUUUACACAAACCGUAGACUUGCUGUAAUAAGUAAUAACUUUUGAAACGACAGAGUCGCUAUGUAAGACAUGUGGUAUAUGUAUGCAGUUGUGCGUUAUGGUGCAUCUUAAUUAGUUUGUACAGUGAAGAGGCAGGCAAAUGGUUUCAGGUUUCAGAAGUAAAGAAUAUAUUAGGUCGUUUGCUGUUGCAGUUUGCAGGGAACAGAUCUGAGUGUCUGUGAUGAUUAUUGCAGUUUGCAGCAAGAGUUACUAAGUGUACUUGCCUGAACUAGAGAUAGAGAGCCUGCUUACUCAACAUUUUUCAAGACAAUGUCUGGGGUUCAGAAGCGUGGACAAUUUGUAUUGC
Molecule: messenger RNA, 3929 nt
Organism: Triticum dicoccoides
Lineage: Eukaryota; Viridiplantae; Streptophyta; Magnoliopsida; Poales; Poaceae
Product: putative disease resistance protein RGA1
Exons: 5
Coding region: 445-3408 (987 amino acids)
Molecular function (GO): ADP binding
Source: RefSeq, a predicted model, not a curated record